Molecule: messenger RNA, 4039 nt
Organism: Zophobas morio
Lineage: Eukaryota; Metazoa; Arthropoda; Insecta; Coleoptera; Tenebrionidae
Product: probable multidrug resistance-associated protein lethal(2)03659
Exons: 8
Coding region: 370-4026 (1218 amino acids)
Biological process (GO): transmembrane transport
Cellular component (GO): membrane
Molecular function (GO): ATP binding; ATP hydrolysis activity; ABC-type transporter activity
Source: RefSeq, a predicted model, not a curated record
AACAAAUCUUUAUCGCUUAUUGUAUGGACAUUUUUAUGUAAAGAUAAUGUGAUGAUGACCACUUUGGAACAAGGUACUUCCGGAACAGUAAUAAAUCAAGAGUCAUAACCUAUUUACUCUCCGGGUAGUUAGACUGCGUGUUGGUUUGUCGACGAAAGUUGAUAAAUUUUCGAAUGUUGGAAAAAUGUGCGGCUGUGACUGAGUGACGAUUUGGGUAUAGUUUAUUAGGAAAGUAUUUGGUUUAAGUAAAUUGAGAAAUUACGGAGCUUCCUUUGUGCAGUCGUAGGCGGCUGCUAUUAUGGCUUAAUUUUGAAACUUGGAGUGCAGUUUUUAAUGUGUGCGGCGGCAGUGGUGAGAUAAUCACAAGUGAUGGAUCGAGGGCGUUCCGUAGAGAAAGAAAAGCACCCACGGGAAACGACAAAUAUUAUUUCAAAGUUUUCGUUCUUUUACAUUAUCGCACUUUUCAAAAAAGGCUACACCAAAGGCUUGGAAUACGAUGACGUCUACGACGUCCUAAACACCUGCCGAUCUAACGAAUUAGGCAACCGACUGGAACAAGAAUGGCAAAAGGAAAAAACCAAACACAAAAAACCCCUACUUUUCCGCCCCCUUCUAUUCUGCUUUGGCAAAACUUUCAUAACCCUUGGAGUCAUACAACUAGUGGUCAAACUAAUCAUAACAGUUUGGUCACCCCAUGCCCGGUCAAAACUCAUCUCGUAUUUCAGCCCAGACCAAACCGACCUAACCAAAAGCGAUGCCAUUAAUUUCGCCUGUAUAGUAAUAGGACUCAACGUUUUCAGCAUACUCUUCUUCCACAAUUUCCGCCUGUAUGUUUUAGCACUAGGACUUGGAGUAAAGGCGGCUGUGUCAUCUUUAUUGUAUCGAAAAUCGCUGAAAUUAAAUUGUGAAACUCUGUCUCAAGUGACGGUGGGGAAAAUCACCACUGUCAUUAACAGAGAUGUGGAAAUUUUUCAACAGUUUGUUAGUCAAGGCAACGAUAUGUGGAUCGCGUUAGUCCAGACUUUCAUGAUCUGCUAUCUAGUAUACAACAAAAUCGGGAUAGCGUCGUGGGCCGGAAUCACCUUUUUCUUCGUAGUUUUGCCCCUGCAAAUGUACAUCGGAAAGCUAGCUUACAACUAUCGUUUGAAAUGUAGCAUCAAAACCGACGAGCGGCUUGAAAUCACCCAAGAAGUCCUAUCAGCCAUCAAGAUCAUCAAAAUGUACACUUGGGAGAAAUACUUUGAAAGAAAAAUCUGCGACGCUCGAAAAGCCGAGUUGCAAAAACUCCACAAACUCUUCUACAGCCGCGUCCUCAUCAACGUAAUCGGGCGCAUCUGCUCCAGAAGCGCCUUCUUCAUCUUCCUCAUGACCUACGUCUGGAUGGACAACACCGUGACUGCAGAAACCGUCUACUACAUCUUAAGCUGCUUCGAGGACCUUCAAACCUCGCUCAGUAACAGCAUACCCUCUGGAUUUUCCAAAGCAGCGGAAGUCUACGCUGUGAUCAAAAGAUGCGAGAAGGUCCUCAACUGUGAAGAAAUGCCUCUGAAGUGUGAAACCAGCGAAAUAGUGUGUCCCCAAAUCGUGUUGUCCAACGUAUCCGUCAAAGUUUGUGGAAGAACAGUCCUUGAUAAAAUUUCCAUUGAUAUCAAUCAAGGUCUUAAUAUUGUUGUAGGACCAGUAGGGGCCGGAAAAUCUACUCUUCUCAAGGCAAUUAUGCAAGACUGCGAAAUGUCGGGGAACGUUCGAGUACUCGGGAGCAUCUCGUACGCGUCCGAAGAACCCUGGCUUUUCCCAUCGAGUAUCAAAAACAAUAUUCUUUUCGGGGAAGAGUACUGUGAGAAGCGGUACGAAGAAAUCUUGAAGAUUUGUAGUUUGGAUUACGAUCUGGAGUUAAUCGAUGGAGGGGAUAGCACGGUUGUGGGUGACCGUGGUGUCAACUUGAGCAAAGGUCAACAAACGAGAGUCAAUUUAGCUAGGGCUUUGUACAAAAAUAGCGAUAUCUAUCUGUUAGACGAUUCUUUAGCGUCCUUAGACGCUCACGUCAGUGACCACAUUUUCAAAGAGUGUAUCCAGAAGUUCUUAAAAAACAAAAUCUGUGUUUUUGUUACCAAUAACCUGGAUUAUAUUCAAGAAGCCGACAAUAUUAUCAUGGUAGAUGACGAUUCGUUCAGUUGUAGCCACAAUUUUGAUAAGAAGAAAUUGAUUGAUAGUGGGGAGUAUCUGAUUGAUAAUAUCAAAACUGAAGAAUUAGUGGCUAGGGCUCCGGUUUAUCACGAAAUUAAAAACCCGGGGAAAGUUAGUCUUGCUGAUUAUUACAACUACGUGUCUUACGGUGGCGGGGUUAUCACUUUUUGUUUGAUAAUGGCUUUGUUCACCGCCUAUCAAGGGGCAUCAAGUUACAGCGAAAAGCUACUAAGCAACUGGGUAACCCUUGAACAAAAUGUAUCAACUUUGAAGACAAUCAACCUGACGAACACUCCCGAGUAUGAGCAAAUCUACGAAGAAAGAACUAACAGUCUUACGUUAUAUAGCGCCAUGUUUGCUAUCGCCAUCGUGUUAUAUUUAGUCAGCAUUUUCACUUAUUUCUUUUUCAUAAAAACAGCCUCCAAGAAUCUCCAUAAAGCCAUGUUGAAGACCAUAAUGAACGCCACGAUGAAGUUUUUUGAUAACAACUUCAUAGGUAACGUGUUGACUCGAUUUUCCAAGGACUGCGUGACCGUGGAUGAAUACUUACCCUUUGUCUUAAUCGAGUGUCUUUUGAUGAUUUUUGUAGUGUCCGGAGGGGUUAUUUUACUAACUUCGGUUAAUAUAAUCUUUCUAGUGGGUUUCUUCAUUCUGCUGGGUGUGGCCUAUUUGAUAAAACACUACUGCCAACCCACCGGGCGCAACCUUCAAAGACUUCACGUGAUGGCCAGAUGUCCCAUGGUGGGUCAUGUCAAUUCGUCCCUCACCGGUUUAUCAACAAUCAGAGCCAGCAAUGCCCAGGACAUGAUUAUCAAAGAAUUUGAUAGAUAUCAAGACCAAUUCACUUCGGCUCACUACAUGUUGGACAAUAGCUUGAUCGCUUUGUCUUUCAGUCUCGAACUAUUUUCAGCUCUUUUCAUCACUUCUAUCAUCGUCCAGUUUUUGGCCACGGAUUUCGGUCCUAGUGUCGGCGAUGUUGGUCUAGCCAUAAACCAAGCUUUCGCUAUCAGUGAAAUCAUAUCAAACGGCAUCCGCGUGAUCGCAGACACCGAGAACUUGAUGACUUCCGUUGAAAGAAUUCUAGAGUACGUGCGACUAGAGCAGGAAGACAAACACGGCAGCUUCAUAGACCACUGGCCAACCACCGGUGCCAUAGAUUUCGCCAACAUCUCGCUCAACUACGGUGGAAAAAAAGACAUGUUGAAAGACAUCAGUUUUAAAAUCAACCCCAAAGAAAACCUAGGAAUCGUGGGUCGAACUGGAGCCGGCAAAUCGUCUAUAAUUUCAAGCUUGUUGCGUCUGUAUCAAAUCAACGGAACGGUGACGAUCGACGGAAUUGAUACCAAAAUCGUGUCUUUGAAGUGUCUGCGCAGCAGUAUUUCUGUGAUCCCGCAGGACCCGUUCUUGUUUUCUGGAACGAUCAGGGAUAAUUUGGACCCGUUGAACAAGUACACGGAUGAUCAGAUAUGGCAAGUUUUGUCGGAGUUGAGGUUGAAGCAAGUGAUAGGUGAUCUCGGUUUGGUUGUUGAUAAAGGGUCGACUUUGAGUUCUGGUCAGAAGCAACUGCUUUGUCUCGCGCGUGUUAUUCUUCGCAAGAACAAGAUCAUUAUUUUGGAUGAAGCUACAGCAAAUGUGGAUCAGGAGACGGAUAGAAUGAUACAUGACGCCGUAUGGAAAAAUUUUGCCGAAUCUACGGUGAUAACGAUAGCUCAUAGAUUGUUGUCUGUUUUGGAUUGUGAUAGAGUCAUUGUGAUGAAGAAUGGGCAAGUUAGUGAGUGUGACCAGCCGCAAAUUAUGUUACAAAAUAAAAGUAGUUUCUUCCAUUCUAUUGUUAAAUAAAGACGUCAUACUA